AUGGGCUCUGAGGGCGAACUAGGGUUAGCGGGUGCUCAAGGGACCUCGCCGACUGCUGAAGAGGAUGCGACCAUGUCAGACAUCGGAGAGAAGGACAGACCACCGGGGGAUCCUCCGGAUGGGGGGAGUGUGUGGAUCCAGAAGGUUACAGGUAGUGGUGCGGGAGGAAGGCUGUACCCUCAACGGGUGAUGGAUGCGGAGUUUGUGGAAGAGAGGAUGCGUUUAGAGUUUCCGGAUGGAGAGAAUGGUGAACCAAUGAUUACGAUCGGGGCAGAAGUGUUGGAACGGAUGCAUGGGCUGUGGAAGAGAUGUAUCAUCGUCAAGGUGCUGGGGAGGCACGUUCAGAUCGCUGGGCUCACGAGGAAACUUAAGGAACUGUGGAAACCUAAAGGGUCUAUGCAUGUGAUUGAUUUGCCGAGGCAAUUCUUCAUGGUUCGUUUCGAACUCGAAGAAGAAUACUUAGCAGCGUUGUCAGGGGGUCCAUGGAGAGUAUUUGGUAGCUACCUUAUGGUGCAAGCUUGGUCGCCGGAGUUUGACCCAUUAACGGAUGAAAUCGUGACUACACCUGUCUGGGUGCGUUUGGCUGACAUCCCAGUCACAUUUUAUCAUGAAGCCAUUUUGAUGGGGAUAGGACGUGGAUUGGGACAUCCAGUUCGGGUGGAUUCGAAUACGUUGUUGUUUGCAAGAGGUCGUUUCGCUCGGGUGUGUGUCGAAGUUGACCUAUCUAAGCCACUCAAGGGUACAGUUCAGGUUAAUGGUGAGAGAUAUUAUGUAGCCUAUGAAGGGUUAACUAAUAUUUGUUCGAAGUGCGGGGUUUACGGCCAUUUGGUACACACAUGUCCUCGUGUGGUUCGAGAGACGGCCACGGUGGCGGCUACCAAGCCAGUGACUGUAAUUUCUCGGGAGGUACCGGUGGAUAAGGAGGGUUUUCAGGAGGUGAGGAGACGGGGGCGCAAACCGCCAACGCAGACGGAGAAGGGUGCGAGCACGGCGGCUGGUGCGCAAGAUAGGUCUAAGAAUAUUCUCAAGGAGAUUUCACCGAAUAUUCCCAUAACUAACAGAUUUGGAGAUUUGGGCGAAGAUAUGAUUGAGGAUGAGAUAAGGGAAGUGGUGAAUAAUCAGGAGAAGAAUAAGGAAAUUGUUGGGGUGGAGAAUCCGAGGGGGAAGAGUGCGAGUCAAGGAACGAUUGGGGAAGGCCUACCAGUUUUUUCCGCAGGCCCAUUAGGAGACCGUGAGACUGGUACAGCUAGGAGACAAAAUGGGAUUAAGCCUGUGAGACCAGUUAAGACCAAUAACCGUAAUGAGAAAACAGGCCCACGAUUUUCAAGCAACAAAAACCAGAAGCCCACUCGGGGAUUGGUUUUCGGACCAACACGAGGUGAGGUUGAACUCUCAGGAUUAGGCAAACGGCUUCGAGUGGAGUUGGUUGAAGCAGGUCGACCUGGAGGAGUGAUUGGGACGAACGGAUACAGCGAGAAUAUGGUUGCAGGAUCUAGCCUGAACACUGAGGUGGUGAUGAAUCAGGUAAUGGUGGAUGGCGAAUUGAAACAGAUGGAAGAAGAGGAGCAGAUACCUCCACCGGAGAGGGUGGAGUCAGGGACUGCCAGUUAA
Messenger RNA from Eutrema salsugineum, 1611 nucleotides. RefSeq lists its product as uncharacterized. Bases 1 to 1611 code for a protein of 536 amino acids. The transcript has a single exon. Lineage: Eukaryota; Viridiplantae; Streptophyta; Magnoliopsida; Brassicales; Brassicaceae. The record is from RefSeq and is a predicted model, not a curated record.